This is a messenger RNA of Cynoglossus semilaevis (tongue sole), 3038 nucleotides long. RefSeq names its product serine/threonine-protein kinase N2-like. Gene Ontology annotation, molecular function: ATP binding; protein serine/threonine kinase activity. The coding region runs from base 687 to 3038 and encodes 783 amino acids. Lineage: Eukaryota; Metazoa; Chordata; Actinopteri; Pleuronectiformes; Cynoglossidae. The transcript has 20 exons. The record is from RefSeq and is a predicted model, not a curated record. Gene Ontology annotation, biological process: protein phosphorylation.
UUUUAAGGUACUGAAACUCUUUUUUUACAAAGCCAACAAAUCCCAUGCUAUGAAAACCUGCAGGGGAUUUUUGUAAACUACCUUAAAUCUCUGUUUUACUGCUAUAUGAAAUAUCUGCUUAUUUUAGCCAUAUAUAAUUAAGUCUACUCGCGCUUUAAUCAGAAAUUAAUUAAAUACAGUUAAAAGAAAAUUCUGAAAUCGAGUAUGUUUUGCCGGACUGUUGACCCUCUGCAGAGAAACCCUGUAAGAGAGGGGAGGAGGAGAAGGAGGGGUUUGUUUAGAUAGCAGGAGGAGAGUGAUGAAGAUGCAAAGGGGACGUUGCAGAGGAGGAAGCAGGCAGAUGAAAACAAACAGAGGAGCACCGACUGUGUCGUCCAGGUCUCAGGAUGUAGGGAUGACAUGCGAGGAGUGCACUCAGUCCCAAUGAGUGUGCCCGUCUCAGUGAACGCCGGAUGACUUGUUGGGUUUUCAAGGAUAGUGAAGGAGGAGAGGAGGAACCUGAGAAGCCCAACCCCCCUCCCUACACAACCACCACCUCCACAGAGGAUGACAGAGUAGUCCUUAUUCAGCACGGAGCCACAGCUUAACUAUAAGGUAAGUGAAGUGCAGAGUCAUUGUGUUUCCUCGUCUCUCUGCACAUGGGACAAGGACGUCACUGGUGAUCCCCAGCACUACUCACGGAUCAGAUGUUGUCCACGGCUCAGCAGAUGCUGCAGGAUAGCCGCUCAAAGAUCGAGCUGAUCCGACUGCAGUUUAUUAAAGUCACCCAGGCUGGCAGCAGCGGCAGCAGCGGCGGCGGCAACGGCAGAGAUGAUAAUGGAAGCAGUGGUUGUGAAAACCACAACAGCAUCAGCAACAGAGAGAUACCUCCACUAACUGUCAGUGCCACGGAAGCUCAUUUUGCGGAGUUACAGCAGCAGGUACAGAGAGAAACAGACGCUCUAGUUCUGGCCAAAGACGUGGUGAAGCAGCUGCAGAGCCUGUCAUCACUUGACCAGAAGGCUUUGGCUGAGGCCCAGGCCAGAGUUCUCGACUCCUCUCAGAAACUCCACCUCUUACGGCUAUCUCUUGAACAAUGUGUGAAGGAGACCAGUCAGAAACCUCCACAGCAGCCAGCAGGGGAUGCUAACAUCUCAGAGAGAAAGAACUCAAGUCCUGGGUGUCCCCUGUCCACCUCCUUGUCCACCUUCUCUAUGAGACCUGCAUCAGUGACUGGAAAACUUGAGGUCAGGCUUUUAGGAUGUGAGGAUUUACUGACCAACACACAGCAGGACAAAUGUCCCAGUGACAACGCACACAGGACAGAUGGACACGAAGCAGAGGUCGCUGCUGUGCUUAGGCUGGAUGGCAGGUUGGUUGGUCGGACACGCUGGGGAACAGUCAGCAAACUGAGCUGGGAUCAGACUUUCUGCACUCAGCUGGAGCGGUCUCGGGAGCUAGAGGUCAACAUUUUCUGGCGGGACCAAAGUGCAAUGUGUGCUGUCAAGUUCCUGCGACUAGAGGAAAUUAUGGAGGGCCAAAACCACAAGCAGGAGCUGAGUCUGGAGCCUCAGGGACUCCUUUACACCAAGCUUCAGUUCAUUGAUGCUGUUGUCGAGCGUCAGCCUAAACUGAGACGUCAGCGAUGUAUAUUCACGAAAGAAAGAGGUAAGAACUUCCUCAGAGCAGCACAGAUGAACAUGAACUUCUCCACCUGGGGUCACCUGAUGAUGAACAUCCUCCCUCGUUACACCACCUUCUCCACAUUCAGCUCCAGCCUCAGUGCAACCGCUGACAUGACAGCCAACAACUUGUCACAAGCCACAGGACAGGAGCCACAUGUCCAUGAUCCAGUGCCAAGUGAUGCUGCAGUGAAUAGACUCACCGUCAAUGAGGUUCAAGAUAUGGGUCCUGCCACAGACUUCAGCCAAAAUACAGAACCACCAGUCCUCAUGAUGCCUGAACACACAACAGCCUCCGAACCUGAGCUGCAAAAACAACAGUCCAUGAUAACUAACACACAAGAAACUGAAGAACAACCUAUUUCUGGACAAAAGAUGCAAAUGGAUGAUUUUAGGUAUAUAUCAGUUCUGGGCCGCGGACACUUUGGGAAGGUGUUGCUGGCAGAGUUCAAGAACACAGGAAAAUUGUACGCCAUCAAAGCAUUGAAGAAACGAGACAUUGUGACCCGUGAUGAAGUAGACAGCCUGAUGAGUGAGAAGAGGAUCUUUGAGAUGAUCAACGCGUCCAGACACCCCUUCCUGGUCAACCUCCACGGCUGCUUCCAGACCAGUGACCACGUCUGCUUUGUAAUGGAGUAUUUACCAGGAGGAGACCUCAUGAUCCACAUCCACAACAACGUCUUCACUGAGGCCCAGACCAGGUUUUACUCUGCCUGUGUUGUGCUGGGGUUAGAGUUCCUGCAUCUGAACAAAAUUAUCUAUCGAGAUCUGAAGUUGGACAACCUGCUGAUGGACUCAGAUGGUUUCGUGAAAAUCACUGACUUUGGACUUUGUAAAGAAGGCAUAGGUUUCGGUGACCGAACCUCAACUUUUUGUGGAACUCCAGAGUUUCUUGCUCCUGAAGUUCUGACGGAUGACAACUACACCCGGGCUGUGGACUGGUGGGGGAUGGGUGUCCUCAUCUACGAGAUGCUUGUGGGAGAGUCUCCGUUCCCUGGAGAGGACGAAGAGGAAGUGUUUGACAGCAUCGUCAACGAUGACGUUCAGUACCCAACUUCUCUACCACCUAACGCUGUCGCCAUCAUCCAAAAGCUCCUGAAGAGGAAUCCACUGAAAAGACUUGGAGCAGGAGAAAGAGAUGCCAAUGAGCUUAAAGGAGAGAAGUUUUUUGAGACAAUUGACUGGGAUGCACUUCUGGCCAAGAAGGCGACGCCUCCGUUCCUGCCUUCAAUCUCUGAGUCGGUGGAUGUCAGUAACUUUGACAGUGAGUUCACUUGUAUGCAGCCGGUUCUAUCUCCUCCGUCUAAGCCCUUUACUCUGUCGUCUGAGCAGCAGGAGGCGUUCGCUGACUUUGAUUUCUGUGCUCUGUACGGAUAA